AUGGGUGAAGUAGCUGAUACACUAACGAAGAAGAAGAAGAAAGGGAGGCCAUCUCUGAUAGAAGUCCAGAAGCGAGCUCUGAAACAUCAACAAUUGCUACUGCAGCAAGAGAUAGGAGAGCCCAGGAAAGAGCUUAGAUCCGGUUUCAAAAACCCUAAUUCUCUCUACCGAUCCAGUCGCCGGAGAUCCAAUCUAAACGAGGCUUUUGAGGAAUCAGAUGGAGACGACGACGACGAUAAGAGGAGGGACAAAAAGCGCCGGAUGUUGCACGGGUUCAACUCCAACGACCGUCUUCAUUCUUCUACUUUGAAAUAUGACGGCUGCGAUUUGGACGCCAAUGCAUCCAUCAGGCGCCGGAUAAUCGGUGCCGCCGGAUCUGACUAUAAGGGACAGAAGGCUUCAAAAGGGACAGACAUUCUUCAAAGGUCUCUUGUGGAGUCUGAGCCCUUUACACCAUUGCCAGACAAAAAGUUGCUGUUGUUUAUCGUUGAUAGACUUCAAAAGAAGGAUACAUAUGGAGUGUACUCUGACCCAGUUGAUCCAGAGGAGCUUCCUGAUUAUCAUGAUAUUAUCAAGAAUCCGAUGGAUUUCAGCACAUUGCGACGGAAAUUAGAAUCCGGGGCAUACGCUAGCUUAGAACAAUUUGAGGCAAGUCUUGUACUUGAACGUACAAUUCUUCUCACUGAACUAUCACUUGGCUGUCAAGACGUGUUUUUAAUAUGUACAAACGCAAUGGAAUACAAUUCAGCAGAUACAGUAUAUUAUCGACAGGCACGAGCUAUGCUUGAGAUAGCUAAAAAGGAUUUUGAAAAUUUAAGACAAGAAAGUGAUGAAGAAGAGCCAGUGACACUGCGACAACAACCAAAAGUGGUCGAAAGAGGCCGUCCUACAGGAACAUGCCUUAAGAAACAGCCUGAGCCAUCUUCGGUUGACCGUACUAUUUCUGAAAUCUCAGCUGAGGCAACAGCAACGCAGACUCUUGGUGGAGAUAACUCUAGAUCAUCCGGUGCUUAUAAUCUAAGAAGUGCACAUCCUUCUUACAGAUUCCGUCAAUCAGAAACUUCGGUUAGAAUCAACCAUUACAACGAGAACCAAAGUGGCUUGUUGAUUGAUUGGGAGAAGGAGUUUCCACCUUCGGUUGUGAAGGCCGUCGAUAAAUACGGGAUGAAGAAUGUCGAGAACAGGCGAGAUACCUACAACCACGUCUCCACUUCCUCGCAAGAAGAUUCGAUUUUUGCCACGUUUGAUGAUGCUUUAAAACAGUUAACUCCAGUUGGUUUAAGAAAUGAAUAUGGGUACGCUAUGAGUCUAGCACGAUACGCCGCGAAACUUGGUCCUGUUGCUUGGAGAUUCGUCAGUAAAAGGACUGAAACAGCGUUACCAACUGGAAUCGAAUUUGGUCCCGGUUGGGUUGGAGAGAACCCAGAAACUCCUCCUCCUCAACAGCAAAUCUCAUUGUCGGGAAAGCAAAAGGGUUGGAAUGACUUGGCACCUGAUGAUGAUCGUCCUCAUUCAAGCAGAAUCAUGUCUCCGACCACCUCUGUCUCUAGCUCCAUCGUAGGAAACAUUCAUUCUUCCCAUGAAAGCAAAGAGUCUGCGGCAGCAUCUGCUCGCUUGUUUAAUCAAGAAAGCGAGAGCAAGGAAACAUUAACGCAAAGCAGAAGCUGGAAACAGCUUUCUCGCGACAAUAAUCCGAACCAGAUGCUGGAAACAGCUUUCUCGAGACAAGGCUUGCUGCCUAACAGAAAACAUGAAUUUAACCGGUUUCCACCUGAUCUCAACGUGAAGCUCGUCUCCCCAAACUCACCAGUCUCUAACCUUCAGGCAGCUUCAUCGCAGCAUCCGGAUUUGGCAUUACAGCUCUGA
This is a messenger RNA of Thlaspi arvense, 1866 nucleotides long. Lineage: Eukaryota; Viridiplantae; Streptophyta; Magnoliopsida; Brassicales; Brassicaceae. The record is from the annotation of a GenBank genome assembly.